Messenger RNA from Drosophila mauritiana, 1434 nucleotides. Its product is annotated as RISC-loading complex subunit TARBP2-like. The coding region runs from base 141 to 1103 and encodes 320 amino acids. The transcript has 2 exons. The record is from RefSeq and is a predicted model, not a curated record. NCBI's taxonomy places the organism in Eukaryota, Metazoa, Arthropoda, Insecta, Diptera, Drosophilidae.
UCAGAACGAAAAAUCUAAAAAUUUCAUAAUUAUUUUCUAAUUGUGAGCUAAAAAUUUUACAAACAAAACAAAAAAGAAAAACUACACACUUUUUAGAGUUUCUUACUUUUGUUGACGAGGCUUUAAAGUUCGUCAGCGAGAUGGACGCCAAUGCAAUGGCCAUAAGGACGCCCGUCAGCAUUCUGCAAAAGCUGCUAAGCCGACGGGGAAUUACUCCCGGCUAUGAACUCCAGAUCGAGGGCGACCAACAUGAGCCGACCUUCCGGUUUCGCGUGUCCUUUAGGGUCAAUGAUACGCCCUUUACGGCCAUGGGUGAAGGACGCUCGAAGAAGGAGGCCAAGCAUGCGGCGGCCCGUGCGGUCAUCGACAAGCUGAGCUGCACGCAGAUACCGGAAUCGCCUAGCAGCUCCGCAGGUCCGUCAGUGACUGGCGGAGGAGACGGCAAUGCCACGGGCGGAGGAGAUGCCGGCGAGGAGACCGUCGGUAAUCCUAUUGGCAGGUUACAAGAAUUGUGUGUGCAACUGCGAUGGCCACCACCAUCUUAUGAAACGGAAGCGGAAGUGGGUCUGCCCCACGAGCGGGUCUUUACGAUCGCUUGUUCGGUACUCGACCACCGCGUGAUGGGCAAGGGCGCGACCAAGAAGAUAGCCAAGCGCUUGGCCGCCCACAGCAUGUGUGUGCGGCUUGCCCGGCCCUUUACGGCCAUGGGUGCAGGACGCUCGAAGGAGUCGGCCAAGAAUGCGGCGGACCGUGCGGUCAUCGACAAGCUGAGCUGCACGCAGAUACCGGAAUCGCCUAGCAGCUCCGCAGGUCCGUCAGUGACUGGCGGAGGAGACGGCAAUGCCACGGGCGGAGGAGAUGCCGGCGAGGAGACCGUCGGUAAUCCUAUUGGCAGGUUACAAGAAUUGUGUGUGCAACUGCGAUGGCCACCACCAUCUUAUGAAACGGAAGCGGAAGUGGGUCUGCCCCACGAGCGGGUCUUUAGGAUCGCUUGUUCGAUACGGAACUACCGCGAGAUGGGCACGGGCAAGAGCAAGAAGAUAGCCAAGCGCUUGGCCGCCCACCACAUGUGGGUGCGGCUGCAAGAGACGCCCAUCGAUUAGCGCAAAAUCAGCGACAGCAUCUGCGGCGAGAAUGAGGGGUUUGCUUGAAGUCUAACAUAUUAUACUUAAUUCGACUUAUCACUACAUGCUUACAUAUACAAUCGUGGAAUUGCUGGAUAAUUGGUGAUGCGCAUCUCCUUUGGCAUCUGACAAUUCGAUAACGGGACUACACAUAUUGCAGUCAAAUCGAUGGCACCGGUCCCGUUGGACAGUAGCUUGCAUCGAAUCUAACAUGUUAUACAACACUACUCGACCUAAAACUAUGGUCUUAUAUGGGAUAAUGUGCGUUUAGAAGGGUUAAAAAUAAAAUAUUGUUAAAUUAAAGCGGAAA